This is a messenger RNA of Spinacia oleracea (spinach), 1347 nucleotides long. RefSeq lists its product as uncharacterized. Lineage: Eukaryota; Viridiplantae; Streptophyta; Magnoliopsida; Caryophyllales; Amaranthaceae. Gene Ontology annotation, molecular function: methyltransferase activity. Gene Ontology annotation, biological process: methylation. The transcript has 2 exons. The coding region runs from base 210 to 1214 and encodes 334 amino acids. The record is from RefSeq and is a predicted model, not a curated record.
CUCUGGUCACUACGUCCUAUAUACAUGAACCAAAUUGAUUUAAAAGAUUUGAGUUUAGUGUGUGGUUCCCUUUUCAUCUUAUCCCUACCUAAAAUGAGAAUGAGCAAAGUACACCCAUCCACCUCUAACUUUAAGAAUAUAAUUACAAAUGGUUUUGUGUUAGUACAUUUCCCCUGUUACUACCUAAAAAAACUCGGUGGUUUCGAAGCAUGACUAAUGAAGACAAUAGAUUAUCAGAAGCCCCUCCAUUCUGGUCAGAGCUAAGGCUUCCGAGCUUACUCUCUGUUGAUAAAGUUCAGAAACUUCAUGCAGCAAUUGAGACUGAUUGGAAUCCCCUACAGCGUACAGCAUGCCAAACUGCAGCUGGGAGAGCCCUGUGGAAGCAUGUGACUAAUGACAUGCUAGCAGAAUUACUUGCAGGAGAGACUCAACUCACUAGUUUUUACCAGAAGAUACAAAAAGAUUGCCUCAAACAAGCCCGUGAAGUUUCUGGCGUCAUACUUGCAGUUCGAACCCUCUGGUUUGAUUCAAAACUUGAAGCUGCAGUUACUUUCCUCAAUGAUAAGGAAAUGUUGCAAGUUGUUCUUCUUGGUGCAGGUAUGGACACUAGAGCAUAUCGGUUAGAAUGCUUGACAAAUAGUCAUGUCUUUGAAGUAGAUUUUCCUCAAGUCCUACAAGUGAAAGCAUCUCUUCUACAGGAAGCCACAGUACCCAGAGAUAACCAGCAAGAAAUAGAAAUGAAAGCUAAGAUGCUAACCAGAGUCGAAGCUGACAUCACAGGUCAGGAUUGGCUGGAAAAGCUUCAGAAUUCUGGAUUUGUGCCUGAGAAGAAUACUGUGUGGAUUCUUGAAGGGCUUCUCUACUACCUAUCCAAUUGCGAUGCCAUCCACGUGCUAAGGACCAUAGCUUCCCAAAGUACCCUUACUACAACUGUGGUACUGGCAGAUUUCAUGAACAAACAAUCAACCAUGCUUUCAAAGUCCACUUUUCAAUUUUACUGUGAUUGGCCAGAUGAACUCCUACCUUCUCUAGGAUUUUCAGAUGUAAAGCUAUCACAAAUUGGUGAUCCAGACGCACAUUUUGGGCUCCUGAAUGAUCCGUUGAAUAUGUUUGACAAACUCCGCACCAUACCAAGGUCAAUCGAAAUAGACCCAGAGGAUGGAACACCAUGCUGUCGCCUGUAUCUUGUACAAGCUUCUGGAUUUCCGAUUUGAACAACCAAUUGAUCUCCUUAUUGUAAAUCAAUAUACAAACAGAUGAGUUUCUAUGUCAUUCAUAUACCAAGUACCAAACUGGUGACCGAAGUCUACAUGGAUAAGUUUUUGAAUUUGAUCAUUUACAACCUAA